Botrytis porri is the source of this 4584-nucleotide messenger RNA. RefSeq lists its product as uncharacterized. Bases 1 to 4584 code for a protein of 1527 amino acids. NCBI's taxonomy places the organism in Eukaryota, Fungi, Ascomycota, Leotiomycetes, Helotiales, Sclerotiniaceae. The transcript is spliced from 2 exons. The record is from RefSeq and is a predicted model, not a curated record.
AUGUCGAAAAUGGAGCUUGACGAUACAUGGGAUCCUGAUCCUUUGCCAGGUUGCAGUUCUAGGAACCAAUCUCAGCCUCGAUUUAAAAAAGAAAAAAAUCAUCACUCAGAAGCACAACCGGAACUGAAACCUCAAUACUACCAACAAUUAAAAAGUUCUCAUCCACAUCAUAGAAGUCGGAAUGCGCCCAUGAAGCUUUAUCAAGCCUUUUCAGACGAUGAAAGCUCAUCUGAUGAUUACCCUGUCGUCCUGCAACAACCGCAGAUCAACCAUAAAAGAGUGAUAAGUCCUGUUCAACCUGCGCAAGAGAGACGGAAGCGACAUCAGAGUGAGCAUCCAAGUCGCAUUGAUCGUGGCCGCACGUCAAACGUAGAGGAGGUUGUAUAUGAUCAUAUCUCGGCGAUCUCGCGGUCACGCAAUAAAUCGGUCGCCCGCAGUGACGCUCGAUAUAAGGUUAUGACAAAAGAUGCUUUCAAAGGGUAUCAAAAUGUCGAGGAUUCCGUGGCAGCUAGCAGAAAAUCGGUCGCCCGUAGUCAUUCACGCGCGAGAGACUUAUAUGAGGAUCAAGGCUAUGCUAUAAUGGAAGAUUACAGCCAGCAGUUCGCCAAUGAAUCAAGUGUCUUUUCACAUAAGAACAUUGCUCAAAAUAGAAGACACAUGAGGGAGGAGCCAAUGUACGAAUCUAUGCCACCUGUUACAGAUGCUCACAGACCAGCUGGUCGAAGUCGCAAAGAAAAUCCAAAAGCCAAACACGAAUCAGUCGGUACACCCAAACAAAGACAAAAACAUGGUUAUUCUGGUGCACAAAGUCUAGCCCCGCGAAACUCCAACGAUAAUGGCGAUGUUCAAUAUAUGGGCAUUGAAGAUGGUAUGCACAAUGUCGGAACCCGAAGACAAGGAAAGGAGCCCCAACUUCGCUCGCCAUUAUGGCCAAGCCAUGAUUCUGCUAUACCCAAACCUUCCUCUGCUAACAGAUUGCAAGGGAGAAUGGACAAGUCUACCUCGCUGAAGCAACCUCCACAUACGCCAAAGAAUCAGUCAGUGCGAGUUGGAUCAGUUGCGUUUGAUCACAUGCAGAACAAUUCAAGUCAAGCCCGAUUAAUCGAUUAUGGUCCCAUUGGUGAUGACGAUGUCUACGACACACCAUUGGAGAACGAUCUUCGCCGUAGAUCUAAGUCUCACCUGAGGGCUCAUAAUGGCCCCAUGAGCUUUAUAAAUUCUCUACCAAAGUCUAGUGUAUUUCGAAGAAAGAACUCCGAGGUCGCAGAGCAGGUUCAUCAAACUCCGUCCAGCGAUUCAAAUAGAUCUAACAAUUCGGGGGUCACUAUUGAUCUCGUUACGCCAGAAAGUACCUCUUGUGCUCGUAACUCAAUGCCUUUUAUACCUCAACACUGGACGCCAACAAGAAGAGGUCCGAUCAAAGGACCGGCUCCCAUGGAACCCUCUGAUCAGGAUGGUAUUGGCGCUGAAAGUGAACAAAAACCUGUUCAGAAUACUCAUCAGCACCAAGCCAUUGAAUCUAGCUAUAAUAAGGGAGAGCAACCUGAAGAAAAUCUUCGCCAACUACAAGCAGCUGAGAAGAUCAUCCGACAAGAACUCAAUGCUGAUAAUGAGGCUUUGCAAGAAGAGCUGUUCGGAGAAGUUAUUGGCGAAACUGAGGAAGAAAAGAGAGGGCGUGAAGAAGCUAGACGUUUGGAAGCUCAGAGAUUGCGGGAAGAGAAAGAGGAGCAAGAUCUCAUUGAUGCCGAGAGGAAGCGAAAGAGGAAUGAAGCAAGAUUCAAGAAAGAGAGCGAGAGAAAAGCGGCUGAGCAGGCCGAGAAGGAGAAAGAAGCAGCAGCAAAAAAAGCCAAACGCGACGCCGAACGCCAUCAUCAAUCUUUGAAAGAGCAACAGAAUGCAGACGAGAGACGUAAGGCUGCAAACAAGUUGCUACAACAGAAGAAAGAAAAAGAUUUGGCUGCGGCCAAAGCUGCCGAGGAAAGAGCCCAAGCUGCAGAAAAGGAAAGAAAAGAAAAUGAAGCUAAGUUUGAGCAAAUGAAACGGCAAUUGGAAAAGCUUGAGGCGCAAGUUAAAGCAAAAUCGAUUGCGGAAUUAAAGCCAGCGAGGAAAUCUACGGCUGUGGACGGUAUCUCCAACAAAGUUAACUCUCUACCUCCUCAAGGCACGCCUUCAGCAAGUAUGGAAAUCGACAAUGAAAGUCCAUUAUCCACUGCACAGACCCAAAUGACACCUAUGAAUGGUACUUCAAACACAAACACAAACACAGGAAAGACUUCACCUCUUCAAGCCACACUUCCAAUGAACACCGAAGUCGAAGAUGAAGAUUCACUGUUCGUUUCAGAUAAUCGAAAGACAGUUGUGGAAGCCACUCCAGAACGGCAAACCUCGAAUGGUCUUCAAAGCACCACAGGAAGCUUUAGCAGUGACUCGACAAUUGUUGAGUCUAUAGAGCAUGAUCGACCUCCUACUAGUAUGACUGAGAUCUUUGCCAAGACAAUUCUUAAUCCAAGUGGUGACAAGACUCUCGAAGACAGAGACGCGGAGCGUGAAGCUAUUCGCAAAAUUAGAGCAAACGAGAAUGCAGCUGCCAAGCAAAAUCGAGCAAAGUCCAUACCCGCGGAGCCAACCACAGAAAACUUUGCUCGUAAGACUGCUCCUCAGGCAGCUCCAAGAGCGCCAACAAAAAGCCCGUCGAAGAAGAAACGGACUCAGUCGCUGGCAAAAUCAUUGGGAGGUUCCAUAUUCAGUGUUAAACUAAAACCUUUACCGGGACAUGAGCCCGAAGGGUAUGCUCCUCGCGAACAACCGGAAGAACCUCAGAGUGUCGCUAAGAUCUCUACUUCACAGCUUGCAGUCUCGAAACCACGCCCACUUCCAUUGCAUAUCUCUCCCUCUUUUCCUUCACCAGCAAAGUCUACCACUACUUCAACUAGACCGGAAACUCGUCUGAUUUCACAAGCAGAGCGAGAGGAAAUUGAAGCUAAUCGUCAAAGAGUCCAGGCUGCGGCACAGGCUCGGAAGGAAAAUUUGAACAGAGCAAGAUUGGAGGAGAAAAAAGCUGCAUCUGCGAAGAAGAGAACCGUUGAAUAUCGCAAGAGGAAAGAAAAAGAACUCAUUGAAGAAGCUCGUAAAGAAGGUAGAGUAUUGGGUAGUUCUGAGCUAGAAGCCGGGCUUAACAAGUUAAUGGAAAAGCGAGAGCGCGAGAUAAAUCGAAAAAGAAAUCGUGGGGGGGAAAAGACUUCAUCAAACAAACAUGAACAUGCACCUGCUUCUAGCACCAUCAUACCUAAUGGUUCUGGCGUGGUCACGGCGCAAGUCUCAUCCUCCGACACUGCCAGUGAUUCUAAUCAAAUAGAAGAAGAUGAUGACUCUACGGCUCUAGCUCUGAAAGAACACAAGAUCAAAACGGCUGAAGCUUUAAAAGAACGGGCGCAAUCGCGGGCAGCUCGACGUGCCCAACAACAACCUGUGAGAAAAUUGAAUCCAAUUUUCGACUCAGACGAGUCCGAGGAGUCUGAAGAAGAUCCGAUUGAUGAUGAAACAAUGGAAAUGAUGAUGGAACAGGCUCGAAAAAAUAAUGCUCUUGCAGAAGCUACAACGGCUGGCGAGAAGAAUGACGGGAUCCAAUCAGAAACUCGAACUGAGGAAGAGAUUGCUCUUGAAAAAGAGAUAGAAGGUCUUUUCGAAGAAGAUGCAGAUGUCGAAGAAGAGUAUCAAGAAGCAACCGCGACACUCAAUCCCGAUGAACAUUGUGCCCAGAUCGUUCCAACAAUACCCAAUAUGACAAGAUACUUUGAGGGUCAAUCCGCUCCACGAUCUUCCGGUAAUCUAGAAACCCAAUCACCACUACUUGCAGCACCUAGUCAAAUGGCCAGAAUAGUACCUCACAAGACCCAAGAGCCGGUAUCAUAUAAAAUGGUCAAUUUAUACAUGGUCAUGACACAAGUGACGCUUGACGAAUGUGAGGACGAAGCAGUUCUCAAGAAGAAAUUUUUUGAUCUUGAAAAGGCCAACAAGCAUGCACAGAUGCUCGUCAACGAAUGGAGGAGCAAAAUGUUUAGACAACAGGAAAUUCUGGAGAAGUGGGACUCUGAUCGUAUGUAUCAUGGUCAAAUCAUUCACGAUGAACAAAAGACUACCAAGAUCUUUGUCAUGUUUAAGCCAAUGAACUCCGAAGAUGCUGACAGAUACGAUCCAACAAUGAUACGCCCGAUCUUCGCUAAUCGAUAUUACACGAUUCGAUUUGAGAAGGUCGUUGAGGAAGUUGACCCUGAAACCCAAAAAGUCUGUAUGACAGAACGCAUUACUGGAUUUGCAGAUGCGAGCAAGCUAUACACAGUUUUAGAGAUGGCAAAUCAUGCUGCCGCCGAAUAUCUCACCAAGAAAAUCGAACCCAAAGAAGAGGAGCAUCAUACUGCAUAUGUAGAAGACAUGCUCCCACAAGUGAGGGCAGAGAGAGACUCUUGCAACGAAACUGGUACAAAAUUUUAUUGCUCGCUAGAGGAUGAUUCAGUUCCUUGGGCAGAUUUCAAGUCUUUCGAGGUCAAGGUAGAAUUGUCCAUCACUGAAGGCCCGAUAAAUUAA